GCGAGCUACCAGGGCCGUGAAAAGCUGUCUGUCAGUGUGUAACUCUGUGUACCUCAUGGGGGGGUCUGUACGAGCGGAAUCUGGUAGGAUCUGAUCUGGUAGUCACUAAUGAGAGCCAAGCCUCUGUUCUACUGAACAAUUCACAUCCUCUGGAAUAGGACCGUUUAAGUGGUUCUAAAUAUAACCGCCAGCUAAAACCUUAACGUUACACCUCACAGGUAUACGCGCUCGAACGGACAGUUGAAUGUGAGUCAUAUAUGCCCGUUAUAUAAAUCAGCUGAUCUUAUCUGUUUACAAUCUUCAAAAAUAACAGUUUCAAUAGUCAGUGUACUAUAAGAAGUGAUCGCGUAUGAAACUUCCAAAGUCAGAACAUGAACAUGUCCUUCACUCCUUCUGAUGCUCCCACCGCGGGAGGUCGCUGCGGCUGCAGGAACCCUGAGCCGCCGAAUACAUGCGCUCUGCUCCCUGAGAUCCGAACUCAGAAGUUUGAAACCGCGCACAACAUCCUUCCCAUCCACUGCGUUCAUAUAACUGGUGCUUUUAUUUAGAGCGGUUCAGUCUCAUAACUCGGAUGUGCUGCGUUGCUGCAAGUGGGAUUGACUGGAUAAUACAAAAUGGGAGAGCUGUUUUGGAAUUAGAGUAGACACUUUUCAACUACUAUCUUCUGAGGAGAACUCUUCCACACUCUGCUUUGUAUUAUUAUAUGUAGGCUUCAUAAGGUGCAAGAGUGACGGCGUCUGGAACCCAACCUACGCCCCCCUCCCUCACACUGCCUCCGUGUUCCCAGCCAACAUGAGCCGGUCCUACAGGCUGCUGCAGCAGUGUCUGUCCCUCCUGAUGGUGGUCCGACUGCAGGGCAGGGUGACGGCCCCGGAGCGCCAGGAGGCCCCGGUGGAGUCUCCCUUCACCCUCAGCUGCUCCCUGGCCCGCGAGCGGCCCGGCGACGCCGUGAGGCAGGUGCGCUGGCUGGACGUCCAGAACCAGACGCUGCUAACCUACCAGCCCGGGCAGACGGACAGCGUGAGCGGCCAGCAGCACGUGGAGCUGGCCCCCGCCCCCAAGGACUCCUCCGCCAUCACCAUCCGCAGGGUGGGAUUCCGCGACGAGGGCUGCUACACCUGCAUCUUCGACCUGCUGCCCAGCGGCUCGCAACAGGGAACCACCUGCCUCACCGUCACCUCCCGCAUCACGCCGGCCUCUAACCAGACGGCGGUGGCGGGGAAGCGCGCGGUGCUGUCCUGCUCCUACGGCCUGCCUGAGAAGGUGCAGCAGGUGGUGUGGAGCCGCUCCCCGGGGCGGGGCGAGGCCCAGGAGGUGGCCUCGUUCGCCCGCCGCAGCGACCCCAUGGUGGAGCCCCCCUACCAGGGCCGGGUCUGGCUGUCCGCCUCGCUGUCCCACAGCCAGCUCACCCUCCAGCCCGUGGCCGUCCCCGACGAGGGCUGCUACACCUGCCUGUUCCACACCACCCUGGGGGGGCCCCGCAGCGCCACCGUGUGCCUGGACACCUACGGUGAGGGGCCGGGGUUACUACUAUGA
This is a messenger RNA of Gadus chalcogrammus (walleye pollock), 1536 nucleotides long. RefSeq lists its product as uncharacterized. Lineage: Eukaryota; Metazoa; Chordata; Actinopteri; Gadiformes; Gadidae. The transcript has 4 exons. Gene Ontology annotation, molecular function: cell-cell adhesion mediator activity. The record is from RefSeq and is a predicted model, not a curated record. Bases 793 to 1536 code for a protein of 247 amino acids.